CGGAGCGGCGGGGACGGGCCUGGCGCCGGCGGCGGCGGAGGGAGCGCCGCGGGCGGGCGAUGUGAGCGCGGCGCUCUCGGCAGAUUACACUUCACGUCAGUAGAAAUGGACAGCAGCAGUUUUAUUCAGUUUGACGUGCCCGAGUACAGCAGCACCGUUCUGAGCCAGCUAAACGAACUCCGCCUGCAAGGGAAACUAUGCGACAUCAUUGUCCACAUUCAGGGUCAGCCGUUCCGAGCCCACAAAGCAGUCCUUGCUGCCAGCUCCCCGUAUUUCCGGGACCAUUCGGCACUAAGUACCAUGAGUGGCUUGUCAAUAUCAGUGAUUAAGAAUCCCAAUGUGUUUGAACAGUUGCUUUCAUUUUGUUACACUGGAAGAAUGUCCUUGCAGCUGAAGGACGUUGUCAGUUUUCUGACGGCAGCCAGCUUUCUUCAGAUGCAGUGUGUCAUCGACAAGUGCACGCAGAUCCUGGAGAGCAUCCAUUCAAAAAUCAGUGUCGGAGAUGUUGACUCCGUGACCGUCGGUGCUGAGGAGACUCCCGAGAGUCGAAACGGGGUUAAAGAUGGCAGCUUCUUUGCCAACCCGGUCGAAAUCUCCCCUCCCUAUUGCUCUCAGGUACGGCAGCCCGCCUCCGGCAGUGAUCUGCGGGUGGAGACCACGCCCAGCAAAGCCUUGCGCAGCCGCCUGCAGGAGGAAGGGCACUCGGACCGAGGGAGCAGUGGGAGCGUUUCCGAGUAUGAGAUUCAGAUAGAGGGGGACCACGAGCAAGGGGACCUGCUGGUGCGGGAGAGCCAGAUCACCGAGGUGAAGGUGAAGAUGGAGAAGUCCGACCGGCCCAGCUGUUCCGACAGCUCCUCCCUGGGAGACGACGGCUACCACACCGAGAUGGUCGAUGGGGAGCAAGUCGUGGCGGUGAAUGUGGGCUCCUAUGGUUCUGUGCUCCAGCACGCGUAUUCUUACUCCCAGGCAGCCUCGCAGCCAGCCAGCGUAUCCGAAGCUUUUGGAAGUUUGAGUAAUUCCAGCCCAUCCAGAUCCAUGCUGAGCUGUUUCCGGGGAGGACGUGCCCGCCAAAAGCGGGCUCUGUCUGUCCAUCUGCACAGUGAUCUGCAGGGAUUGGUGCAGGGCUCAGACAGCGAAGCUGUGAUGAGUAACCCCGGGUACGAGAGCAGUCCCCGGGAGAGGAGUGUGAGAGGGCACUGGUACCCAUACAACGAGAGGUUGAUCUGUAUUUACUGUGGAAAGUCCUUCAACCAGAAAGGCAGCCUCGACAGGCAUAUGCGACUCCAUAUGGGAAUCACCCCCUUUGUGUGCAAGUUCUGCGGGAAGAAGUACACGCGGAAGGACCAACUAGAGUACCACAUCCGGGGCCACACUGAUGAUAAACCGUUCCGCUGUGAGAUCUGCGGGAAGUGCUUUCCAUUCCAAGGUACCCUCAACCAGCACCUGCGGAAAAACCACCCGGGGGUCGCUGAGGUCAGGAGUCGCAUUGAGUCCCCCGAGAGAACAGAUGUGUAUGUGGAACAGAAACUAGAAAAUGACGCAUCGGCCUCCGAGAUGGCCCUAGAUUCCCGGAUGGAAAUUCACACAGUGUCCGAUGCUCCUGAUUAAGAUGGUAAAGAAGUGCACCCACACAAAGCACACAAAUCAAUGAAUAUUUGUGAUUUGCUUCAUUGUAAUCUUUAGUUCCCCCAGCCAUCUGGAAAUCUCUUGGUCUCUCGGCAGUUUUUCUGAGGUUUCUGGAAGGAGCACUUCACCGUGUUUAUCCUUUUCCUCGUUCUCCCUCCCCCAAGGAGCUCAAAGCAUGAAGGGCAUCAUAUCCAGGGAAAACACAGGCUGACAGUAUUCCUCUUUGGCCGAACUCUGAAUCCAAAAUCUGCCAGUGACUUAGCUAUGCCAACUGGUUGGCCCUCUAGUCUCUGCCAAGAGGCAUACUCUCUCGCUGGGGCCGUCACUCCCUGCCACCAGUCACUUCCGUGAGAGGGACUGAGAUGCCGUCAGCUGAUAUAAAUGGGUAACCUUUUCUAAUUUAAAGUUACUUUUACGGAGUAGUUAGGCAAUUUAUAUAUAUAUAUAUAUAUAAUAAAGUGAUUAUUAUAUAUAGUAUAUAUACAUUCUCAAAUUCGGUUUUAUUCUGGCUGAGGUGAAUGUAAGAAGAAUAUAUAAUUUAAUACAAUGUGAACAGAGCUUUUGACUCUGUCUCAUCCCUACCUAAUGUGUUAGGGUUUUGCCCCUUUAUUUCCCUUAUGAAAGAAUGUUAAUAGGUUUUCAUAUAUAUUAAUCAUUGUGUCCAAAAGCAAGCAAAGCAAAUCACAGUGUUCAGAGCUCUGCUUCGUAACAAAUACAUAAACCAAAUGCCAUAAAAUGUAUUCAACUCUAGUUGGAAACCAUUUGGAAUUUUUGUUAGUUGUCCAGUGGGUAAACUGGACCCGUGGUGCUGACCUUUUGACAUAGUGUAGUGUUUUAUUAGCCAACCCCAAAGGAGCAGUGGUUUGCAAUGUUUUUACUGGCCUCCGAAUCUACCUUCAUUCCGUACUGUAGAAACAUACAUACCAGGUAACUAAAUCAAAUCACUCUCCACCGUGAGUUACUACUCGCACUAAAGGAAAGGGAUUUGUAGUUCUGUCUACAAAAUUCUCCAAGCAGUGUUGUGGGUUUUUUCCUUUCUUUCUUUCUUCCUUUUUUUUUUUUUUUUUUCCCCAAACAGCCAGUUCAGGUGCACAGCAACUUUUUCUACAUGCAGUUCCCAGGGAAACUGCAGAACUUGGAAUUUGUACUUUUGUAAAGAUAUACUCUAUGGGAAUUGCAAGCAAUAUAUCUCUCUCAGUAUCGUGUGUGCUAACGAGAGCCUCCAAGGCUCCCCCACUCUCAGUGUCUCCUGCUUAAAGAAACCAACAGUUCAAAGCCCUCUGAGAUACUCUGUGUGUCACCAAAUCUGUGUGUGUCACCUCUUUCUUAUUUUGGUCACGUGGUGCUAUUUUUAUGUUAUGUAUCUUUUAGGUCAGUAUAGUUGUAGAAAAUGUGAAAUUAAAUGGUAAUAGUGAAUUACAAUUUUUUUCCUCUCAAGUUUAUAGCUUGAAAAAAGACCUCAAAAGCAUGUGCUGGCAAACACAUUACUGUAUAAAAACAUAGACCUAUUCGAAUAAUGUUUUAUUAGCGCUUUAGGAAAUGUCCUCAGUUCUCCGUUAGGUUCACGUGUGUGCUCCUAGCAGGCAAACGGGCUUCACGAGAUCGCCCAGGGACUGUACCCUCUGACAGAGCAAUCUUGCAGCAGCCGGGUGGCAGCUGCCUCUGGGGGGUCAGCCCCCCGACUCUCUGCCCGAGACCUUGGCUCUGAAAUUCACAGCCAGUGUGUCUCCUCCUCCGCAGAGAACAGCACAAACCACCUCAAAGAAAACAAGCAGAAAGACCAACCUCAGAAGCUAGGAGUUAAAGGAACACAAAAAUAGACGUUUGCUGGUUUUCCGUGCUUUUUUGGUCCUUAAAAUGCCAAGAAUUGAGGGGGAGGGGGAGGGGGUUAUUUUGAGAAAAAGGAGUCGUUCAGGCCCUCGUGUUUGAUCGUCCCCGGGAGUGGUAGCUGUGCGGUGGCAUGACCUCAGCACACGGGGUGCGUUCACAGGUGGACUGCGGCGCCACGCAGCAGUGUCACUGCCGCUCCCGAGGGCGGCUCUGCUGAAUCGGGUAUACUCUGCCUUCUCCUGUCAAACUGCCUAAGCGAGGGGCUCGUUCUCUCCCUGGAGCAUCUGCUCAGCUCCUGUCAAAGCCGCGUGCCUCAAGGGGAGGCGGGGCCCCCAGUGUUUACCCACUUAAAUGUAUUCUGGGGUUUCAGGUAAAUGUUUGUGGCUUUUUUCCCCUUACACGAAUAAGUUUGGUUUUGAUUUUUUUCUUUUAAGAAUUAAAUGCAAAAAUUUGUGUUGUGAUGCAAAAUUAAGUUUGUGACAAGAAAUGCCCAAAUGUAGGACAUGAGAGGUGAGGCUCAGGGUAGGAACCUCCUGUCUCAGGCGUGAGGCCUCCCGGGAGGUCUGCAGAGUGUCUGCCAGACAUCAGACGAGGCGGGGAGCACUUGGGGCAGGCACCUCCGAUGUCCCGUCCUUGUCACCGUGUCGGUCUUAACCUUCUUUACACAGAGUUCUUUGUACUCGUGAAUUUGUUUAACUGGUUUGAGUUUACCAAAGAGUGACUUAUCCAAAAUUGUCUUUGACAAAAAUAUACAUUGCUUUGAUUGUACAGUUCAGGUUCAAACAUUGUAAUGGGACUGUUAAGGGGCAGAAAAUUGAUUGAGUUUCUCUCGAAUAAUGAUUCCACAUCUUGCAAGUUCCACUUGCUCCCAUUCGUGUUGCUAACACUUUACCCUUCCCACUGCUAGCAGUGGUAAGAAAGAAUUCUCAAGCCAUAACACAGUACUGUAAGGUUCCACAGGGCUUCGAGGGAGCAGCGCACGGAGGCCUGCGCACAGCCGUGCAGCCUCCUGGAGCGUGCGUCCUGCCACGCCCCUCCGUGCGCGUGGCGGGGAAGAGAUCACUCCGUUCAGAUCGUGCAGCAGCCAUCACUUGUGCCUUGUCACGCGAGGCUGUGCCAGGAGGACUGACAUGACCGCAGAGCAGAAACACUCUCUCCCCGAAGCUCACGGCCCGUCUCCGCAGACGAGGUGCGCUGUGUAACUCCCUGGAACAGCUCUUUCUGAAAAGCAAAGUCCCUAUUUCUGUACAGUUUUAGAUUAGAUGUUUCAUUUAUGACAAAUGCAAAAAUCAAUUAAGAUAAAAGUGAUAUGUGAAGAAGUCUUUUACAGUAAAAUAUAUCCUGAAUUCAUACAGGUUUGUUCAUAAUUGAGUCUCUCUGUGAGCUACCUUUCCCACACACAGACAAUGUGAAGACAGUGACCGCGUCCUUUUCUGUAGGGGUUUUACCUGUUACUACAAACUGUGAAAACAAAGAAUUCUAUACUUUAUGUACGUUUGUGGUUCUAAACAGUUAUUUUCAUUUUAAUCGGUUCUCUACCCUCUGAUUUCUACUAAAGCUGUAAAUAUGUUUAGAAAUUAUAUUUGUAAAUACAGUAUAUGAAGACACGUUAAUUUUUUGGUCAGUGGAAAACCUCCCAGUUGGCUCUGCCUUGGCAGUUUUUAUGGGUUUUUUGUUUUUGUUUUUUUAAUAGAAAGGAUACUGUCGGUUCACUGUUAAGCAGAAUAUACUGUAGAACUAAAUUGGUCAUUUCUAAAUCUUCCAGAGCAUGAGCAAAUGUCUUCUCUCAUGACAGCGGUUACAACCCAGUCUUUGUUUCCCCUCAGCCCAGACACGGGCCCGCACACGCGUGUGCAGUUUUGCUGUUACUUCUGUCUUCGCAGCCUAGGCCGUGGGAGGGUUCUGCGGGGACACGACACAAGGGCUGAGGGGGAGAAAUCGUUCACGUGAGUGAGCUUUACUUUCAAGAAAUCAGCGCAUUUUGUUUCCACAACUUUUCUCUCAGUGACUGUGAUUUUCUGUCGUCGUCCUGUCCGUCGUUGCCGUUAAAUUCUGUAAUGGUUUCCUGUGAAGCCUCCACUGAAAGGGACUCAAAUAUGCAACACCUAAACUAUUUUCCAAGGGCACAGGCCCCUUGAAUGGUGCUUCUAGACCGGUCAGGGUUAUUUAUUAAAUUUUAUAUAUGAAAGUAUUGGGGAAUUAUGUAAAUUCUUUAUAUGAAACUAUCUAGUUCAUAAGUCAUAGAUUUCAUAUUACUCAGUGCAGCUGAAUGGAACGUUCAGCAGAGUCAUUCACAUUGUUCCAGAUUUGUAAUGGUGGUCACACACCACACGCAUCUUUUCCAGUACGUGCCGGAGCGUGUCCCCUGUCUCUGCCCAGUGCUCGACCUCCCAGCCCGGAAGAGAGCCCCUUUCUCUGGGUCUGCGCAGACAGGGCUCUUGUAGUUCUUGACCAAGUCCUGGAGUGCCCCUGGCAGCAGGCGCAGUGAACGCACCUCCUGCUGCCCCUCCGUGACAAGUAUGCUGUGAAUUCAACCUUUGGACUUGCUGCCUGAGCCUUUGGUUGCUGCCCUGGUGGAGCAGGAGAUAAAUUGACCUGCUCCCUUUGAGAACGACCAUUUUCCUAAUGUGAAAACCAUCUCUCACCACUUGUAUUAGUAGGGCUGACGUUGUUUUCCGUUACAAAUGGUUGAGCAAUUUGAAUGACUCGACAGUGUCAUUAUCUUGCAAUAUAAACUGGUAACCUCACAACUCCACACUUCAUCACCAUAUGAAGUAAAUGAAGCUAGCUAAGCGGAUGCUGUAUCAACUAGUAACUUGCCAUUAAGGAUUAUUUUAUAGCAUGAAUUUAAAACUAUUUAUUCAAAUGAUAUUUUACUCUUGUAUUCAUUUUGUUUUCAAUUUGUGACAUGACUAUUUCAGUGCUGCUUAAUUUUGUUCUGAAUCCAUGUUUCUUGCUUGUAAAUGGCUUUUUUAUGGUAUAAAUAAAGUCCAUUGAAAUUGCCGUUUGUAAAUAAAAAUGCUGCUAGAGCAAGUGUCUCCCUCUGUGUCUGCCCCUGGGGGCCUUGGCGAGUCCCACGGGCUCUGAUGAGCAUCCACAAUGUUAUCGUUCCUGUAACCACUGUUUUUGAAAGGUUAGGAUUUCAUAAAAGCUCUUGUGCCACAGUGGUGCUGGAAAGAGGACAAAGAAGCUGGCUGAUUUUUGGCCUUUCUCAUGUGUGGCAAAGACCGGGUUUUCAGGACCCCGGUGAGCCCACAGGCUUCCCAGAGGGACCCCUGGGGAACCCUUUCCCUCCGGCCUGCGGAGCCCUCGAAUGUACCCUCUUCUCCUGCCAGAGGGCCUGGAGCUGCAGGAGCUUGUUCUGCUGUCGCCAGCUGCUUCUUCAGAUUUCAGCUUCUCUGGGGAGCACUGCCCUGCAGCAACCCCUCUAGGUCAGGCC
Messenger RNA from Artibeus jamaicensis (Jamaican fruit-eating bat), 6895 nucleotides. It is a transcript of the gene ZBTB34, whose product is annotated as zinc finger and BTB domain containing 34. Gene Ontology annotation, biological process: regulation of transcription by RNA polymerase II. The record is from RefSeq and is a predicted model, not a curated record. Gene Ontology annotation, molecular function: DNA-binding transcription factor activity, RNA polymerase II-specific; protein binding; RNA polymerase II cis-regulatory region sequence-specific DNA binding. Lineage: Eukaryota; Metazoa; Chordata; Mammalia; Chiroptera; Phyllostomidae. The coding region runs from base 106 to 1608 and encodes 500 amino acids. The transcript has 2 exons.